Molecule: messenger RNA, 1980 nt
Organism: Photinus pyralis (common eastern firefly)
Lineage: Eukaryota; Metazoa; Arthropoda; Insecta; Coleoptera; Lampyridae
Product: porphobilinogen deaminase
Exons: 5
Coding region: 182-1690 (502 amino acids)
Biological process (GO): heme biosynthetic process
Cellular component (GO): cytoplasm
Molecular function (GO): hydroxymethylbilane synthase activity
Source: RefSeq, a predicted model, not a curated record
UCAUUUCAUCAUCAUGAAAUAUGAAUUGUUGAUGAGAAUUUUGUGCUCUAUUCGUUUGUAGUUCGAGGCCAGACCAUACCAAGCUGUAUAAAUUUCAUUAAAUAAGUAGAUAAUAAUAUGAUAAGGGACUUUUGAAAGUCAUUGUUUUUAAAAGCGUAUAAUAAUCGAGCAAGAUCCUAACAUGGAGCAAAAAGAAGCCAGCACAUCUUCAGUUAUAAGGGUUGGAUCUCGUAAAAGUGAGUUGGCUCUAAUUCAAACUCGCCAUGUAAUCUCAUUACUGAAAAAUAUUAAUCCUCAAAAGGAAUUCGAAAUAGUUACCAUGAGCACUUUAGGAGACAAAGUUCUCGACAUCCCCCUACCGAAAAUAGGGGAAAAGUCGUUGUUUACAAGAGAGCUGGAGACUGCCCUAAUUACGGGUGCCGUCGAUUUCGUUGUGCACUCCCUUAAAGACUUACCUACGACGUUACCUACCGGCAUGGCCAUUGGUGCUGUUCUUACAAGAGAGGAUCCACGCGACGCUUUGGUUUUACGAAGUGAUCACCAGCACUUAACGUUAGAAACACUUCCCGAAAAUAGUGUGAUUGGUACAUCCAGUUUGAGACGAACGGCGCAAUUGGCAAAGAAAUUUCCCCAUUUGAAAGUGGAAAGUAUCAGAGGUAAUUUAAACACUCGAUUACGGAAGCUUGAUGAACUGGGACAUUUCCAUGCCAUUAUCUUGGCAACUGCGGGUUUAAAUCGCAUGGGUUGGAAGCAACGGAUUUCGAAGGUCAUUGAAGAAGAUGAGCUAUUGUAUGCUGUUGGGCAAGGUGCUUUGGCUGUCGAAUGUCGUGAAUCUGACGAAAACACAAUUCUGCUGUUGAAACCGCUUUAUGACCCCAAGACUGCCAUGCAAGUAAUAGCAGAAAGAAGCUUUUUACGAACCUUAGGAGGAGGAUGUAGUGCACCUGUCGCCGUCACAACAAAAUUAGUUCCAUCUGAAACGAACAAAUUUAAAAUGUCUCUUACGGGGGCGGUAUGGUCUUUGGAUGGUAAAGAGGAGUUAAUUCAGAGUGACGAGUCCCAGAUCGAAAUUAGGGAGUGUAAUCGAUGCGCAGUCUGUCCUUUCGGUUUUAAAAGCUACGACGCUUCCAACAUUGGAAACAUCAGUUCGUGUACGGCCGAUAAGUGCACAAACACGGACAUCGAAUGUUUGCAACAGUGCUCGUUUAAACGUCCCACCGAGGAAACUAACGGCAACAUUCCAAAGAAACAGAAAUCACAAAAUCCCCCUGCCGAGUUACUGAACACAGACUUUCAUCAGUACUGCCCAUUAAAGAUACCUGUUGGAUUGGAUUUCAUGGGUAAAUGCCCAUAUUUAGAAUCCGAAUUUAAUACCGUCAACAUAUACCCGAAGCGAUGUCCCAUUUUCAACAAGGGCCAAGUGGAGGGGAUGAAUGGGGAUUUUAGUAAAUGUCCAUUCUUAAAGGAGGGUCUCUUGCAGGAGGUAAUACCUGAUAACAACAAUAAAGAGAAAGAGGCAUCUGCAUCGAACAACUCAAAUUUGUAUGUGGGACUAGUUCCUCACGUAGAUAUUCCCGAGUCAUCUCUGAAAGAAGCUCAACAGUUAGGGACGCGUUUAGCGAAGAAUUUAAUGAACCAAGGUGCUACUGAAAUUAUGUCGAAAGCUCAAGAGAUUAUCAGAAAUGGUUGAUUUUAUUUUGUAAGCUAAUUUUAUUGGGAAGGGUAACCGAUAUGGGGGUUGGACGUUGCUAGGCGGAUUUGAAAUUUUUAUAGUUUAUUAAAUGUUGUAUGUUAUUUGUUAUUACAGUUGAUAUUAUAGAUUUUAAAUUGCGCAAAUUGAUGCGAAUUGCAGUACAAAAUGAACCGUUAUACUCUUGGUAUGGUCAUUGUUUAAUUGUAACAAUGUUACCGAAUAGGAUUUUUCUGAUAAUACAAUGUAUUAUGUUCCACAUUUUACAAUAAAAAUGAUGUAUUUUUAUA